Vanrija pseudolonga is the source of this 1788-nucleotide messenger RNA. It is a transcript of the gene ATP2, whose product is annotated as ATP synthase subunit beta, mitochondrial. Lineage: Eukaryota; Fungi; Basidiomycota; Tremellomycetes; Trichosporonales; Trichosporonaceae. The transcript has 4 exons. Gene Ontology annotation, biological process: proton motive force-driven mitochondrial ATP synthesis; proton transmembrane transport. Gene Ontology annotation, molecular function: ATP hydrolysis activity; ATP binding; proton-transporting ATP synthase activity, rotational mechanism. The coding region runs from base 106 to 1740 and encodes 544 amino acids. The record is from RefSeq and is a predicted model, not a curated record.
CCCGGUAACGUGUGCUCCCCACCAAGUUGACUGUUACUUCUUCCUACACCCCUUCCUCUCCUUACCUCCUCCUCACCUCUCUCCCCUCUCUAAAACCUCGGCGACAUGACUCUUGUCACCCGCUCUGCCAUCCGCCUCUCGCGCCGCGGCGGCCAGCAGCUCAAGAACGCCCGCGCCAACGCGGCCUUCUUCACCACCGCUGCCAAGGCUGCCACCGCCCUCCCCCAGGCCCGCGCCGAGGCCCGCGUCAACGUUGCCCCCAAGCAGGCCAACGCUACCCGCGGCUACGCUACCCCCGCCAACCUCCAGACUGGUUCGAUCAAGUCGGUCAUUGGUGCCGUCGUCGACGUUCACUUCGAGUCGGAUGACCUCCCCGCUAUCCUCAACGCUCUUGACGUCCAGUUCGCUGAGGGCCAGCCCAAGCCCGAGGGCGGCCGUCUCGUUCUCGAGGUCUCGCAGCACCUCGGUGAGAACACCGUCCGUUGCAUUGCCAUGGACGGUACCGAGGGUCUUGUCCGUGGCCAGAAGGUCGUCGACACUGGUGCCCCCAUCACCAUCCCCGUCGGCCCCCAGACUCUUGGCCGUAUCAUGAACGUCAUUGGCCAGCCCAUUGACCAGCGUGGUGAGAUCAAGGGUGUUUCGACCCGCCCCAUCCACGCCGACCCCCCUGCCUUCGUCGAGCAGUCGACCCAGGCCGAGGUUCUCGAGACCGGUAUCAAGGUCGUCGACCUCCUUGCCCCUUAUGCCCGUGGUGGUAAGAUUGGUCUCUUCGGCGGUGCCGGUGUCGGCAAGACCGUCCUUAUCCAGGAGCUUAUCAACAACAUCGCCAAGGCCCACGGUGGUUACUCCGUCUUCACCGGUGUCGGUGAGCGUACCCGUGAGGGUAACGACCUGUACCACGAGAUGCGUGAGACUGGUGUCAUCAACCUUGAGGGUGACUCCAAGGUCGCUCUUGUCUUCGGCCAGAUGAACGAGCCCCCGGGAGCUCGUGCCCGUGUCGCUCUUACCGGCCUCACGAUCGCCGAGUACUUCCGUGACGAGGAGGGCCAGGACGUGCUUCUCUUCAUCGACAACAUUUUCCGUUUCACCCAGGCCGGUUCGGAGGUGUCUGCCCUUCUCGGUCGUAUCCCCUCGGCUGUCGGUUACCAGCCCACCCUCGCCACCGACAUGGGUGGUAUGCAGGAGCGUAUUACCACCACCAAGAAGGGUUCGAUUACCUCGGUCCAGGCCGUCUACGUCCCCGCCGACGACUUGACUGACCCCGCCCCCGCCACCACCUUCGCCCACCUUGACGCCACCACUGUGCUUUCGCGUGGUAUUGCCGAGCUCGGUAUCUACCCUGCCGUCGACCCCCUCGACUCCAAGUCGCGUAUGCUUGACCCCCGUGUCGUCGGUGAGCGCCACUACAACAUCGCCACCAAGACCCAGCAGAUCCUCCAGGCCUACAAGUCGCUCCAGGACAUUAUCGCCAUUCUCGGCAUGGACGAGCUUUCCGAGGAGGACAAGCUCACCGUCGAGCGUGCCCGUAAGAUCCAGCGUUUCAUGUCGCAGCCUUUCCAGGUCGCCGAGAUCUUCACUGGUAUCCAGGGCAAGCUUGUCCCCCUUAAGGACACCAUCACCGCCUUUGAGCGUAUCCUCAACGGCGAGUUUGACCACGUCCCCGAGAACUCGUUCUACAUGGUCGGCGGCAUCGACGAUGUCCUUGCCAAGUUCGAGAAGGAGCAGAAGGAGCAGGCUUAAGGGUCGUAAAUAGGCUCUACCUACAUAUGCACGGAAAGUGAACUGAGA